Nerophis ophidion (straightnose pipefish) is the source of this 1216-nucleotide messenger RNA. RefSeq names its product regulator of G-protein signaling 21-like. Bases 386 to 1201 code for a protein of 271 amino acids. The transcript has 8 exons. Lineage: Eukaryota; Metazoa; Chordata; Actinopteri; Syngnathiformes; Syngnathidae. The record is from RefSeq and is a predicted model, not a curated record.
UCGACAUGAAAAAGGUGAUUUGAGAGUUUGUAGUCUGCGAGGCGACAUGUCUUCUGUGCGUGAAGAACAGGAAGUGGACCGACCGGCGGGGGCUUUUUCUGCAGCGCCGCUUGUGACACCUCCAACAGGAAGUGGCGUCUCAAGUGAGAACGACGCCUGGCUGACAAACAAUAUUUGGAGAGUCAUCGCUGCUCUCGUGUCGGACUUUCAUCAAUUCUAACCCGGGAGGAAGUGCCUUUGGACAAGGCCGCAGGACGAGGAAGCCAUCAUGAAGACCGACAGCAGCAGUAGGGCCAGCUGGGAGGUGGACUCACACGUGCACAUGUGAUUUGUCUCUGGACUUUCUUGGAAACACCUGGAACUGUGUCAGUGAGGAGUCUUUAACAUGGCAGGCCUGGUCCAGCACCUUGUUCUGGGGGCCACAUCUCCAGGAAGACAUCAGGUGACCGAGAGGAAGAGCCGGCUCCGUCUCACCAGGUUUGGCUCCCAUGAAAAUGUCAGCCAGCACAAAAAGACUCCAUCCAGCAGCAUUUCAGCAGAGGCGGCUCUGCAAUGGAGCGAGUCCUUUGAAGAACUGAUGAAGAACUCAGACGGGGUGGAGACCUUCUCUCGCUUCCUCCACACGGAGUUCAGUGAGGAGAACCUGGAGUUCUGGCUGGCGUGUGAAGAGUUCAAGACCCUGCAGUCCGACAAGAAGCUGCCAUCCAAAGCCAAACAUAUCUAUGGCCUUUUCAUCCAGGCGGACGCCCCUAAAGAGGCUGGCUGCUGCUGCUGCUGCCUCCCCCAGGACCCGCUGGAGGACCGCCAGGCCUGGACCCAGUCGGUGGACAAAGUCCUGGCCAGUAAAGCCGGUCAGGUGGCCUUCAGGGAGUUCCUGAGGUCGGAGCACAGCGAGGAGAACCUGCAGUUCUGGCUGGCAUGCGAGGACUACAAGAAGAUCAAGUCCGUCCCCGAGAUGAUCACCUGUGCCAACAGGAUCUACUCAGACUUUGUCCACACCGAGGCGCCCAGACAGAUCAACAUAGACUGCCAGACCCGGGAGAAGAUCAGCAGGAACAUGUCUCAGCCCAGCCCCACUUCCUUUGAUGCCGCCCAGAAGACCAUCUACUGCCUGAUGAGCAGAGACUGCUACCCUCGCUUCCUCAACUCUGACAUCUGUGCCCGUCUCCUCAUGACUACCCCCUGCCUGGAACUCAUCUAGACCUUUGUCCUACAC